AGAGAGAACUUGGUGAGUUCUCCUGCAGCUUCUUCCUCUUUAAUGUAGUCUGUGCAUUGUGUAAAGAAGAACAAGUUUGGUUGAAAGCUGCUGAAUUACUUUCUUUAUCAAUCUGUGUCGCAGUUUGUUUUUCUCCAUCUAAAGCCCAGAGCCGUGCAGAGACCAGACUCUGAAGAACUCAUUAUGCCUGACUCACUGAGGAACCGCAGGCUCAACCCGACCUUCUCCCACCUGAAGAUAGAUGGCGCUAAAGCAGAAAAUGAUGAUAAAGACUCAGGAAACUCAUCUGUCAGUCGUGCUAGGUCACAUUACCAAAUAAUUAAUUUCCAAAACUGGGAUCAAAGAUGGCAACACCUGCAGGAAGAGAGGGAACGUCUUCGAGUCCAACAAGAACGUUUUUCGGCCCUUCUCCCACCUGAUUUCUUUCUCAGUGAUGACGACCAAUCAUCAAGUUCAUCUGAUCCAUCCCUCCACAGUGAUCAGUCAAAAGGACAGAUAAUUAAUUUCAAAAAAUUAGAAAAAUGCGACCCAGCCCUGUAUCAAAGAUGGCAACACCUGCAGGAAGAGAGGGAACGUCUUCGAGUCCAACAAGAAUGUUUUUUGGCCCGUCUCUCACCUGAUUUCUUUCUCAGUGAUGACGCCCAAUCAUCACGUCCAUCUGAUCCAUCCCUCCACAGUGAUCGGUCAAAAGGACAAAUAAUUAAUUUCAAAAAAUUAGAAAAAUGCGACCCAGACAGGUAUCAAAUGUGGCAACACCUGCAGAAACAGAGGGAACGUCUUCGAUGCGAGAAGAACGUUUUCGGCCCUUCUCCCACCUGA
Messenger RNA from Labrus bergylta (ballan wrasse), 819 nucleotides. The record is from RefSeq and is a predicted model, not a curated record. Lineage: Eukaryota; Metazoa; Chordata; Actinopteri; Labriformes; Labridae.